Messenger RNA from Haliotis rufescens (red abalone), 3126 nucleotides. RefSeq names its product GTP-binding protein GEM-like. The transcript has 4 exons. The record is from RefSeq and is a predicted model, not a curated record. The coding region runs from base 717 to 1763 and encodes 348 amino acids. NCBI's taxonomy places the organism in Eukaryota, Metazoa, Mollusca, Gastropoda, Lepetellida, Haliotidae. Gene Ontology annotation, cellular component: plasma membrane. Gene Ontology annotation, molecular function: GTP binding; GTPase activity; calcium channel regulator activity.
GUACUAAUUCCUGACGCCAGGCCUAUUUCUACCAAAGGUUACACACAGAGAUCAGCUGAUGCUCUAAUGAAUCUCCCGCAGAAAACAGGUGGAGAUUAUGACACAUUACUAUGAAACCAUACGGAAGAACGAAAGGUUUACAAAUCUUCUUAAUUGGGUUCUCAGAAACUGAUCAGACAUCAACCGUGUUUUCUGAAGUCCCUCUUGUAAGUGGACCCGUCCCAGCGUUAAGAAAAGCUCCUCUUGCAAGGAAUUAUCUCCAUGCGCUUGUGUUAGGCGCCAUAGCGUGGAAGUUGGGUUACACCUGUGUAUCGCUGGCUUAUAGCUCCGUGUGUUUGCUCGGAAGAGGGUGCUGCCUUGCCAAAGAUAGCUGAGUGCUACAGGAUCGAAUUUCUAUGGCUGAUGCAAAGAAUUUGGCUAUGUCGUUCUCGGAGAUCCGGCCAUGACGCAGAAACUGCAGUGAAGGAAAUACUGGCUUCUUAUUGGAGGAAUUGUUGUAGGUCAUGUGAUUUGUCCGAUUCAAUGUUGGUACACGGUCGUGGAAGUAUGUUGACGACUCACAGCAACAGUUUGUGUAGUUCGUGUUGUUAAUUGCGAAUGUUCGUGACCGAGUUCAAUAGAGGAUGGUAACAGAUCGAAGUGUUUUCCCUCAGUGAAACUUGCAAGGGCUUGUGUUUGUAACUGUUACUUAUAUCUCAUAUAGUGAACACUGGGAUAUGAGUGACCAGUAUCUGAGCGUGGUACCCCAGAGUGGUACCACGACUAACACCCAUUCCCGGUCGUCUUCUUUCAGAAAUCGCCCCAGACCCAAACUGAGCCUUAAGAUCGACUCCAGGCCUAGAUCGGACAGCGUGCCACAAAUAUAUCUAUCUGUUGCGGAUUCUGACAACGACAUCAGGACCGAAAAUGCCUACGACGACAGCAACAGUGCACAUCAAGGGGGAGGACUCUGCAGAGUCCGAUCGUUCAAGAAGACAUCCAAAGGGGUCUUAAACGUUGGAGACAAAUUCAAAAGUAAAAGCACAAACAGUUUAAAGUCUGGUGGCAGUUUCAUAAAUCUACAUGAAACUGACAAAAAACCGUCACGAGCAACCAGUAUGACAUCGAUGGACAGUGGAGCAUCAUCAGCUCCAUCUUUCUUCCGGGUCAUGGUUCUCGGGUCUGACGGGGUCGGAAAAUCUACGCUUAUUAGACAGUUUAUGACGUCAGAGAACUUAGGACCAUACGAGCCAAGAACACCUAUCGGCGAGCCGGAAACGACAGUAUCUGUGCUUCUGGAUGAAGAGGAAUCGGUGCUAGAAUUUGUUGACAACGCCUUGAUGGGUGACAUCGAUGCAGUGAAACCUGACUGUUUUCUUGUUGUGUUUUCACUAACCGACAUCACAACUUUUGAAAUGGCCAAAAACUUGGUUCGUCACAUUCGAACCGACCUCGGAAACAACUGUGCCAUCAUCAUGGUCGCCAAUAAGACCGACCUUGUGCGGCGGAGGCACAUAUCUGAAAGAGAUGCCAUAUCUAUUGCUUGCAAAUACGACUGCAAGUACGUGGAGAUUUCUAUUGCCUUGAAUCACCGAGUGGAUGACCUUAUUGUUGGGAUCCUCACCCAGAUCCGACUCCGGUUGCGGCCAGACAGAGACAAGGCCCUGGACAAAAGACGCAACAAGAUGUCACGUCCCAAGAAAAUCAUGACAAACCUUUUCAGCAAACUGUUCAAAAUCGGCCAUACAUCCGAAACGCAAAGAUGCGAGGAUCUUUUUUCUUGAGCAAUACAACUCGUGUGGUGAUGGUGAUAUUCAACCGAUUUCGUUACAGAAUAUCUGUUCACUGGAGUCAACCAUUGGAGUGGUGGAUGUGCCAUCGCUGGUACGUCUUGGUCAUGAUGUGACGACCGUGACAAAUAUGAGACCUUGACGUUUUCGUUUCUGUCCAUGUGGUUUUGGAAACUACGAAAAGGAUAUCAUCGUAGUCAGUUUUCAGAUAAUUUUCAAUGCGUUUUGGCCAAAACAUGACCUUAUUUCCUUUUUCAAACAUAUUUGUGAGCAAUUGCUUUAAUACUUCACAGUUGUAUUUACGGUGGCAGUUUAAAUGAACACUUGCUCAGAUGUGUUUGCAUUCUUUAUUUCAGUGUGGAUUUACUACUGUGCUGCCGUUAUGAUAGUUUCAGUGCUGGUAACGACCCUUGUGUCCUUUUCCCCAUCUCCACAAAAUACUAUCAAUAUUGGACGAGACAUUGACAUGCUAGACACUCCAACAACUAAUUGGUGUAAAUAGAAGCUACUUUUUUCCUUGUACGGUUUUGAUAAAAUGUUACUUUAUAUGUUUUCUUAAGUUGUGUUUUCUUUUGGUUUUUCGAUGAUUCUCUUUGUUUCUCAUUUUAUGUUAUUCCUAUAUCCAAAGGCAGAUGUAAAUGUGAUAAUGUAUACUACUUUCUUUUUUCUGUGCAGAUAUAUUAUUGUUUUGUUUAAUUGGGCUUGAGAUGAACCCGAUAGGAUUAUAUAGAUGAAAAGAAAGAAAUUUAAUCAAAUUGUAAAAUUAAAAUUCUGGUAAAUAGUUUUGUUCUUUAAACAAGUCGGGAUGAAAAGAAAAUAUUAUCUUUCCAUUUUACAUUAGAGUGUUCAAUGCAGUUUGAAAGAGACGAAAGAUUUAGGUGUCACUUUUAUUAAGACCCAAAGGCGAAUUUCCCUGGUCGGUUUUACUAAAGGUUAUUGUGAUGUAAUACUAAUUUAUAUUAUCACAGUGACUUUUGUUUUUGGGUAUAAUCACUGCAAGUAUUCACAUACAUCUGUUCCCUGUGUGAUGCGGCAUUUUUCUGUCAAUGCCAUUCCAAUUACAUCAAUAAUCCAGAUAUUUCUGACACCAUCUGGAAUAGUCAUACCACAAACUUAUUCAUAACCGCCAGUAGUGAUAUCAACAUCAGUUUAAGAUAUCAGAAAUUCAAAAUUCGAUUCAUGGAAUAAGUCGCGAAACUGAAAGAGGAAGCUAACUGCCAUUGACGUGAACAACAUUCCCGUUUGUUUCAAUUCCGCUGUGUUGCAAUGCGUACACCCAGAUGACUGUAUGUGUGUGCAUGACAAUCAUUCAGUACCUUCCAUCGAAUUGUGAGUUCUUUCUAAAUGCUCCGAGGUA